AUGGGCGAUAUGGUUCUGCAGAAACAAAAGGUCCGUGAAAAUGUCUCUGUCAAUGCGGUGUUUACAGCUGCGGGUUUCGCAAAGCUCGUGACUGACUAUGGCAGCUACGCUAAGAAAGUUUUUAGCAAUCCUCUGAGCCCAAAAUUUAUUUCAGCAUCGUCUUGGAGCUGCCCCCCUGCUGGGUUGAUUAAAUUUAAUGUGGAUGCACACAUUGUUGUGGGGUUGUACAUCAGUCUUGGUGUGGUGGAUAGGGAUGAGAAUGGAGGGGUGUUGCUUGAUGCUGUCCGAAGGUAUGCAGGGGAGUGGGAGGUGGAAAUGGCUGAAGCAGCUGCUGUGAGGUUUGGAAUGAAUAUUGAUUGCAGAUUCAAUUACCAGAAAAUAUGGGUUGAAAGUGAUGCGGCUUCUAUGGUCAGUAAGGUGGAUAACCAUUCCAUGGGCUCUUCUCCAACUUGGCUUAUCCAUGAUGAUAUUAAAAGGCUAGAUAAUGACUUUGAUGUUUUUGUUAUUUCUCAUGUUAAACGAGUAGACAAUUCGGUAGCUCAUUUAGUAGCUAGAUGGGUUACCAAUGGUAGUACUGAACGUGUAUGUAUGAACUGUUUCCCCCAAGGUCUUAGGAAUUUGGCGGAACUUGAUUUGCAAUAA
This is a messenger RNA of Chenopodium quinoa (quinoa), 642 nucleotides long. RefSeq lists its product as uncharacterized. NCBI's taxonomy places the organism in Eukaryota, Viridiplantae, Streptophyta, Magnoliopsida, Caryophyllales, Amaranthaceae. Gene Ontology annotation, molecular function: nucleic acid binding; RNA-DNA hybrid ribonuclease activity. The record is from RefSeq and is a predicted model, not a curated record. The coding region runs from base 1 to 642 and encodes 213 amino acids. The transcript has a single exon.